Fraxinus pennsylvanica is the source of this 1104-nucleotide messenger RNA. Lineage: Eukaryota; Viridiplantae; Streptophyta; Magnoliopsida; Lamiales; Oleaceae. The record is from the annotation of a GenBank genome assembly.
AUGGAAACGGAGUCAUGUGUCCCUCCGGGUUUUCGGUUUCACCCUACAGAGGAAGAGCUAGUGGGUUAUUACCUCAAGAGAAAGAUUAGUUCCCAGAAAAUUGAUCUUGAUGUCAUAACUGACAUUGAUCUCUACAGAAUGGAGCCCUGGGACAUCCAAGGCAGUUGCAAGUUGGGAUACGUAAAGCAAAACGAGUGGUAUUUUUUCAGUCACAAGGACAGGAAAUACCCAACUGGAACUCGAACUAACAGAGCCACUGCUGCUGGUUUUUGGAAGGCAACUGGAAGAGACAAAGCUGUGGUUUCGAAGGACAGAAUUAUAGGAAUGAGGAAAACUUUAGUAUUUUACAAAGGACGUGCACCAUAUGGAAGAAGAACUGACUGGAUCAUGCAUGAAUAUAGGCUCCAGUAUUCUGAAAAUGGACCCCCUCAGGAAGAAGGAUGGGUCGUAUGUCGUGCAUUCAAGAAACCAAGUCCGAGUCAAAACCAAGGUUUCGAAGCCAGUAAUAAUCCUUACUAUGACAGCAGUUAUAGGCCUCCAUCAUAUCCAAGUACACCAAAUACAAUGCAAACAUUUGAUCCAAUUAAUCAAGGAACAAACUUUCAACCCUCACCAUUUGCUGCAGAUCAGCAGCUAAUAGCCAACCAUAAUCGUUUCGAGUAUCAGCUAGUCGAGCUUCCAAAACUCAAUAGCCCAUCGAUAUCUGCGACGAAAGAAAGUUUUGAGCAUAAUGCUAUAGCCUGCAAUGAUGAUACGGGAGAUGAGAUGAGAAAAUAUGAUAAUCAAUACAGUGAUUGGAAGAAGUUUGAUAAGUUACUUGCAUCACAAGUCAUUGAUGAACUUCCAUCAUUUGCACAUCGACAAGUCCAGCUUCCAGAACUCGACUGCCCUUCGACCAAAGAAAGUUCCGCGCAUAAUACUAUAGCCUGCAGUGAAGAGGAAGGAGAUAAGAAGAGAAAGUACGAUAAUCAGUAUAGCGAUUGGAAGAACUUCGAUAAGUUAUUUGCAUCACAAGUCAGUGAUGAACCCUCAUCGUAUGCAUACACAAACUUGCAGCCAUUAGUCCCCCAAAAUGAUGAGCUUGAAUGGUUUCCCGACAUAUAG